CAAAAUGUCAGAUCCGAGUCGGAUCUCGACGCGAAAUAAAAUAGAUUUAUGAUUUUAUCAUCACAAUUUUCAAUUUUUUAAUAAUUUAUGUACAUUUGUGAUUGUUAAAAAAUAUGUUAUUAAUCAAAUAAAUUGUUAUCAUGCUAGUGUAAUUAAUGGACUGUAAAUAUAAGUUUUAUGUGGUGAUGUGUAGUUGGUAAAGAUAAAUAUGGAUACAGUAAAAAAUGAAUUGGACAACCUCUGCAGAGGGUGUUUAUGUGUUGAUCGCUUACUUUUACCGUUAAAUAAAAAUGUCGACUUGUUCUUCAUAUUCCUGGGCAACGAGCUGUCAAUAUCUGAGGAUUCCAAGUACUACAACAUCCUGCUGUGCUGGGAAUGCAUCGCACUGCUGAAGAAGGCGGAGGUCUUCCGGAAGAGGGUGCAAACUGCCCAUCGAUACUUUGAGAGAAUAUUGGGCAACCCCUCAACAACCCGCGCAUUGUCAACCCUAAACAUACACAACAAAGAUGACUAUGACCUCAUAUACACUGAAAAUGAAAACCCUGAACCCGUAAUCAAGCCUGAGGCUCUGAAAUUUGAAGUCACCUUCCCGGAGAAUGAGGGUAACUGUCAUAUCAAGGAAGAAGCAUAUUAUGAUGAUAAUGAUGAUAACUUUGAUUAUGAGGCAGAGGAACCGAAACCCAAUGUGUCCGCUUUUGUGAAGAAGGAAAAGAAGAAGAAGACAAAAUAUAAGAAGAUCACACCUAUAAGCAAAAAAAUAAAAACCAGACCAAUAAAGUACACACCGGAAGAGAUAGACAGAUGUAUAGAGGAAGUGGUCUACACCCUGAAGGACAUACUGGCUAUGAGGCAUGAGAAGAAACCGAACCGCAUCAAGAAUAUGGAGUCGAGGUGCAAUGUGUACAUCAUGAAACUGCUCGACACACAGAAGAAGGAUCUAAGGCAGAAAGUGAAGAACGAUGGUCUGACGUGCUCGGAGUGCGAGACAGUGGUGCCAGACCAGCUGGCGCUGGCGGCUCACUGGGAGAGCCACCCGGUCGCUCUGCUGCGCUGCCGGUUCUGCGAGCUGCUGAGCAAGUCUCGCAAGAGCCUCUGCUACCACGUGGAGUCGCGUCACUCCAUCAUAUACAGCUGUACGCUCUGCCCUAUUGACUUUAGAGCGCUGCCGGAGUACUAUCGCCACGAUCGGGAGCUUCACAGAAUAUUGAUAUGCGACUACUGUGGGAAAAAGUUCAACCAGAAGUCUGGCAUCGAGCGACAUAUCAGACACAACCACUUACCCGCCGUGUGCAAUAUAUGUAACUUUGAGUUCAAAAGAAAGAACUACCUCAGGGAGCACUAUAGACUCCUGCACCCCGAGCUCGUAGAGUCAAAGAGGGAUAUAGUCCGAGAGCUGGCGUACUGCGUUGAGUGCGACCUGCAGUUCGCCAGCGAGUACUUUUACAGGCGGCACCUGCUGUACGCGGUAGCGCACAAACGCAGAAUAAGACCUAAGGUACCCUGUCCCGACUGUGGUAAGAUAUUUAGCAGGAAGAGUUACAUGGAUAACCAUUAUAAACUGGUACACGUUAGAAAGAGCCAGCACUAUUGCGAACUAUGUGAUAAGCACUUCAUCAACGGCUACGCUAUACGGACCCACAAGAAGUUUGUCCACGAGAAAUAUGAGAAGCCGAAGAACAAGAUAUGCGACAUAUGCGGUCGAGGAUUUCAUACGAACCGCGUGCUGAUAAACCACAAGCGCACGCACACCGGCGAGCGGCCGCACAAGUGCUCGUACUGCUCGGCGGCCUUCGCGCAGAACGUGGCGCGCAAGACGCACGAGAAGACGCAGCACAAGCACCUGCUGCAGGAGCUCAAGGGCUUCUCCACUUGAGCGAGUGACGUCACACUGCCUCCAGCAAUACACUGUUUGAACGUUUA
Messenger RNA from Bicyclus anynana (squinting bush brown), 1920 nucleotides. RefSeq names its product zinc finger protein 62. Gene Ontology annotation, cellular component: chromosome; nucleus. The transcript is spliced from 10 exons. The record is from RefSeq and is a predicted model, not a curated record. The coding region runs from base 209 to 1873 and encodes 554 amino acids. Lineage: Eukaryota; Metazoa; Arthropoda; Insecta; Lepidoptera; Nymphalidae. Gene Ontology annotation, molecular function: zinc ion binding; chromatin insulator sequence binding. Gene Ontology annotation, biological process: regulation of cytokine production; negative regulation of transcription by RNA polymerase II; regulation of immune system process.